This is a messenger RNA of Oryctolagus cuniculus (rabbit), 1547 nucleotides long. RefSeq names its product cell division cycle 37, HSP90 cochaperone (gene CDC37). The record is from RefSeq and is a predicted model, not a curated record. NCBI's taxonomy places the organism in Eukaryota, Metazoa, Chordata, Mammalia, Lagomorpha, Leporidae. Gene Ontology annotation, cellular component: cytoplasm. Gene Ontology annotation, molecular function: protein kinase binding; protein-folding chaperone binding; heat shock protein binding. Gene Ontology annotation, biological process: protein folding; protein stabilization.
CGCCGCCGCCGCCGCCGCCGCUCGAGCGGGCGCGGGCUGGGCCGUGGAGGCAAGAUGGUGGACUACAGCGUGUGGGACCACAUCGAAGUGUCCGACGAUGAGGACGAGACGCACCCCAACAUCGACACGGCCAGCCUCUUCCGCUGGAGGCACCAGGCCCGGGUGGAGCGCAUGGAGCAGUUCCAGAAGGAGAAGGAGGAGCUGGACCGCGGCUGCCGCGAGUGCAAGCGCAAGGUGGCCGAGUGCCAGCGCAAGCUGAAGCAGCUGGAGGUGGCCGAGGGCGGCCAGGCCGGCCAGGCCGAGCUGGAGCGGCUGCAGGCCGAGGCGCAGCAGCUGCGCAAGGAGGAGCGCAGCUGGGAGCAGAAGCUGGAGGAGAUGCGCAAGAAGGAGAAGAGCCUGCCCUGGAACGUGGACACGCUCAGCAAGGACGGCUUCAGCAAGAGCAUGGUGAACACCAAGCCCGAGAAGGCGGAGGAGGACUCGGAGGAGGUGAAGGAGCAGAAACACAAAACCUUUGUGGAGAAGUACGAGAAGCAGAUAAAGCACUUCGGCAUGCUCCGGCGCUGGGACGACAGCCAGAAGUACCUGGCGGACAACGUGCACCUGGUGUGCGAGGAGACCGCCAACUACCUGGUCAUCUGGUGCAUCGACCUGGAAGUGGAGGAGAAAUGCGCGCUCAUGGAGCAGGUGGCCCACCAGACCAUCGUCAUGCAGUUCAUCCUGGAGCUCGCCAAGAGCCUCAAGGUGGACCCCCGGGCCUGCUUCCGGCAGUUCUUCACCAAGAUCAAGACGGCCGACCGGCAGUACAUGGAGGGCUUCAACGAUGAGCUGGAGGCCUUCAAGGAGCGUGUGCGGGGCCGCGCCAAGCUGCGCAUCGAGAAAGCCAUGAAGGAGUACGAGGAGGAGGAGCGCAGGAAGCGCCUGGGCCCCGGCGGCCUGGACCCCGUGGAGGUCUACGAGUCCCUGCCUGAGGAGCUGCAGAAGUGCUUCGACGUGAAAGAUGUACAGAUGCUGCAGGACGCCAUCAGCAAGAUGGACCCCGCCGACGCCAAGUACCACAUGCAGCGCUGCAUCGACUCCGGCCUCUGGGUCCCCAACUCCAAGUCCAGCGAGAGCAAGGAGGGGGCGGGGGUGGGCCCCGGGGACCCGCUGCUGGACGCCGCCCCCAAGGCCGGCGCGGAGGAGGACACCAGCGCCUGACCCGCCGCCGCCGCCCGGAAAACACAAUAGAUGCCCUCUUCCCAGCUCCCGCUUCUGUGUCCGCUGCUGCCCCCAGCCCCGGGGGGCCGCCCUCCCCUGCCCCGCGCCCCCCCCACCGCUCAUCCCACUCUGCUUCCACCCAAGGGGCUUCCCCGGCUGCCCCCUCCCCGUCAGCGCUAUGCCAAAGGCCCCGGGGUCCGGGGAGGGGCAGGGGUCGCCACACUGGUCCGCUGGGCGGGGGGGAGGGUCCCCAGCCCAGGGGCCGCGGGCUCUGUUUUCUCUGUUGGCUGUCGAAUCUUCUGUUUGGAAAACAGCAGUGAUCUUCCAAUAAAGGAUUUCAGACGCUC